UGUGGGCAUCUCUCCCACCGGCCAGAGAGAGAAACAGACGACACACAGACAGUCAUACCAGACCCUCACCAUGAAGCACUGUGUGCUGUUGUCGCUGUUGUUGGCGUUGGGGUGCAUGCACGUCCGUGGAGCACCGGUGGAGCCGGAGGUAUUCACGGAGCUGUCAUGUGAAGACGCGCAAGCGAAGGGAGCUGCAGGACUCGCUCUCACCAAGAUCAACGCUGACCGGAAGGAGGGCUACAGCUUCGCUCUGCACCGCCUGUUCAGCGCCCACAUGAUCACACAUGGAAAGACCGGCGUGGUUUUCUACCUGACUCUGAAUGUUGUGGAGACUAACUGCAGCGUUCUGCACAAAGGAAAGGACUGUGAGGCUCGUCCCACCCAUGACACGCCGGUAUAUGGACAGUGCAAAGCUGCCAUCUACAUCGACAAGCCACAGAGAGUGGUGCGUCUCUACAAAUACGACUGCACAAUCAGACCAAUUCCUUCAGCUAAGCUCAUUGAGAUCUGUCCCGACUGCCCAUCUCCUACCUCCAAGGACGGCAGUGAGGUUCAGAAGACUGUGUCCCUCUCACUGGAGAAGUUCAACAAUGAGAGCGGGUUGGCUAAGCGUUUUGCUCUGGACAAAGUUACCCGCGCUCGUUCCGGGAUGGCCAUGAGGAUGUAUUACAAUGCAGAGUUCACUAUCCAGGAGACCACUUGCAAGAGCUCAGAGGCAGCUAAAGAUUGCCCCCUCAUGACGUGCGAGUUCGCUCACAAGGGCUUCUGUAAGGGAUCUCUCUUCUACACUCCCACUGGUGAUGCUGACGUCCAAGUAGAAUGUGAGAUCUUUGAGCCGGAGGCUUCUGAAAGAGAGAAGAAACUGCACCUGCUGGGCGGAGAGACUGACCACAGCCACAAUGACACACACGCACACAGCGACGCCCACGACCACGUCCACGCCGUCGAUGACGCACACACACACGACCACGUGCACGACCACACCAAGAGCCACGAUCAUCACGACAAAACCCAGAAGCACGCCGACGGCAGCGAACACCAUCACACGCACGACCAUGGGGACCACAGGCACGCUCACGCCCACUCCCACGACCACGGCCACGGCCACGACCACGUGCACACGCAUCACGCCAAGGCACACAACCACACCGACGACUUCCCCCACCAGCACCACGACUACAAGCACACCGACGGCACACACACCCACGACCACGACCACGAGCACGCCCUAGAUCACGACCACAAGCACCCUCACCUGCACGAGCACGAGCACCACCAUCAUCACCACGAGCACGAGCACGAGACCGAACCACAUGACCACCCAGAGGGCGUGGUGCACGUGCUGGUCCCCAUGGACCAGCCCGUGACCCUGCCCGCCAAACCUCUCUUCCCACCUGGAAUCAUCCUGCCCGCCAAGCCAGACCCCCAGAUCCCCGAACAGGUGGAACCCACCAUCCAUGGCUUCCCUAAAUCAGGCUCCAGCCUGUGUGUAGCUCCAGCUGCAGGACCAAGCAUAGUGGAGAAACUCUUCGCUGAGGACCCCCUGUUCAAACCAGCUGCGUAAGGCGACCCGAGGAACCCACGAGGAUCCUCAGAAAUACACACAGACUGAGGCGAAGACGGAAAAACUAAUUUUCUUGACUGCUUCUCUGGGACAGUUUUGUCAACGUGAUGAUUUAAUAUAAGCAAAUUACAUUUCUUGCAUCUCUUCACGUCUCUAAUCACGACAGAGUGCAUAAAAAAAACACCACAUUAACAUUAAAACACUAUUUUUCCCCAUUUAGGUGGGGGAAAAAAUACACCUUUUACAAUCCUCAGAGCCAUCACAAAUGUAGAAACUGAUCACUAGGUGGCCACAUUCACCUAAAGGAGCAUUUUUACCAGUAUAGGUCUCAAUGAGUCACUGUUCAAUCAAACAUGACAGUUUUCUAUGUUUGUUUGUUAUCUGUGUUUGGCUGCUCACAAACAAUAAAUGAUACCACAAAUA
Centropristis striata (black sea bass) is the source of this 1987-nucleotide messenger RNA. Its product is annotated as fetuin-B-like. NCBI's taxonomy places the organism in Eukaryota, Metazoa, Chordata, Actinopteri, Perciformes, Serranidae. The coding region runs from base 71 to 1564 and encodes 497 amino acids. Gene Ontology annotation, biological process: negative regulation of endopeptidase activity. The transcript has 7 exons. Gene Ontology annotation, cellular component: extracellular region. Gene Ontology annotation, molecular function: cysteine-type endopeptidase inhibitor activity. The record is from RefSeq and is a predicted model, not a curated record.